Macaca mulatta (Rhesus monkey) is the source of this 3969-nucleotide messenger RNA. The record is from RefSeq and is a predicted model, not a curated record. Lineage: Eukaryota; Metazoa; Chordata; Mammalia; Primates; Cercopithecidae.
UUUACUAGUUUCUUUGAAGAUAGAAUCUGUAUGUUUCUUUUUCUGCUUGUUUUGGAAAGAGAGAAAUUCUGAGAAGAGAACGUUUCGGAUUUACUCGGCCGUGUUCAAACCAGAAGUACACUUUUUGCUUAUUUUUCCCAAGGGUUUGUCUUGCAUAAUCUUUACAAAUAGGUUCUUGCAGCUGGGGGGUGGGUUGGAGGAGGGAGGUCCAGAGUGGUAAUGUUACCUGUGCUUACACCUGCAAAUAAAGGUGAAUGUAGUGAAAGAGUAAACAAGUGUAGUGUGGCCUGAGGAGCACAAAAUUCCUUACUUGUACAGAGGGAAUGUGGCAGAGGGCUGGGCAAGUCGAAGGAGGUCUGUUUCUUUUUUCUGAAUAAAUAAAUUAUUGGGAGGAGUGAUGAUUUUCCUCCUUGGAUGUUUCUUUGCAGGAACUCAUGCAGCCAGAAUCUGGGGCCAAUGGAACAGCCAUUGCUGAGUUCAUCCUGCUGGGCCUGGUGGAGGCGCCAGGGCUGCAGCCAGUGGUCUUUGUGCUCUUCCUCUUUGCCUACCUGGUCACGGUCGGAGGCAACCUCAGCAUCCUGGCAGCCAUCUUGGUGGAGCCCAAACUCCACACCCCCAUGUACUUCUUCCUGGGGAACCUAUCAGUGCUGGAUGUUGGGUGCAUCAGCGUCACUGUUCCCUCAGUAUUGAGUCGUCUCCUGUCCCACAAGCAUGCAGUUCCCUAUGGGGCCUGCCUUACCCAACUCUUCUUCUUCCAUCUGUUCGUUGGAGUGGACUGCUUCCUGCUGACCGCCAUGGCCUAUGACCGAUUCCUGGCCAUCUGCCGGCCCCUCACCUACAGCACCCGCAUGAGUCAGACAGUCCAGAGGAUGUUGGUGGCUGCAUCCUGGGCUUGUGCCUUCACCAAUGCACUGACCCACACUGUGGCCAUGUCCACGCUCAACUUCUGUGGCCCCAAUGUGAUCAAUCACUUCUACUGUGACCUCCCACAGCUCUUCCAACUCUCCUGCUCCAGCACCCAACUCAAUGAGCUGCUGCUUUUUGCUGUGGGUUUUAUAAUGGCAGGCACCCCCAUGGCUCUCAUUGUCAUCUCCUAUAUCCACGUGGCUGCUGCAGUCCUGCGAAUUCGCUCUGCAGAGGGCAGGAAGAAAGCCUUCUCCACGUGUGGCUCCCACCUCACUGUGGUGGUCAUAUUCUAUGGUUCAGGUAUCUUUAACUAUAUGCGACUAGGUUCAACCAAGCUUUCAGACAAGGAUAAAGCUGUUGGAAUUUUCAACACUGUCAUCAAUCCCAUGCUGAACCCCAUCAUCUACAGCCUCAGAAACCCUGAUGUGCAGAGCGCCCUCUGGAGGAUGCUCACGGGGAGGCGGUUACUGGCUGGGGGAGGUCUCAAUUGACCUUUUCUCCCUGCAUCUUUUGUACUAACGGAAAAAUCUUCUAGAGCCAGAAACAAGGAAAAAAUGGUUCAGACUUGUUUCUGUUUCCAUGGGCAUAAGAAGGACUUUUUGUAGGGAAUAAUAGUUUUCAUUUCUUAAAGCAGCCCUGUCCAGUUAUAGGCAAUGAGUGUAUAGGAUCUGCCAAACCAGCCCCUUAGACAAAUUCAACUUCAGGCACUGUGUUCUCUCCUUGCUGGCUAGAGGUGAAACCUAGGAAGCUGUGAAUGCUCGCGGUUCAUGUCCCAGAGGGAACGACUCUUUGGUUGGUUACAGCCCGAGUUGCCAGAAGUACCCCAGAAAACUCCCCCCGAGAAGUCAUAUUUUUCCCUCAAGUUCAGGUAUGCUUGGUCUGUUUAUAAAACAUAGGUCUAGAGAUGAGGAUUGUUUGAUUUCUCCCAUCAGAACUCUAUAAGCAAAAAUAAAACAAAAAGAAACAAAAACAAAAAAGUAGCUCUUUCUAUUCCCUUUAAACAAGGACCCCAUAGCAUAGACAGGGGACAGAGGGGAAGCUGUAUGGUUACGUAUUCUCUAGUAAUUCUGGAGCACCUGAUGCCUGCGUGCAGCUCGCAGACUUGUUUCUAAACGCUAAAACUCCAUUAAUACGUGUUGUAUAUCUUAUGAUACAAAAAUGAAUUUUGCUCAUUUUUUUCCCCAUGUGUUUCACAUUUUUUGAGAAGAUAAUUUAUAAUCUAGAAAAGAUAAGAAUUUAUAAUCUAAGCAUUAUUUAUGUAUUUCAAAAAACCCAAGACUCCUCAAUAUGAAAAUUUCUCCAAAACUCUUACUCUUAGUCUGCAAACCUCCUUGCUGAGAUAAUCCAUAACUAUAAAUGCAAGUCGUAUGGUGAGGAGUCGCCCUGAAUGUCCCUUCUCAGUAGGGGAGUGUGCCUCUGACCCAGAGCAUUAUCUCAACGUGCUGGAUGUUAAACCAGCCGUGAUCUCGCUGUAUCUUCUUUCUAGCCUCGCAUUUAGGACUCAUUGCCCACCCCUGGCAACUCUCCUGUGCCACUGCUGGUUCCCAGUGCCCCUCCCUAAAACUUUCCUUUGACUGGCACCUGUGACUUGGCUUCUCCAUAAUAUUUUAUGGGGGUAAGGGAUUGAACAGACGCAGUAAGAUAGAGAGAAACAGAACAGACACAAAAGAGGGAAGCAAACCAAGGUUGGAGGAGGAGAGUUGGUGGGAAAAGGAAGUGGAAAGAUGAGGAGUAGGGAGAAUGGGAGAGAAUUGCAAGUGGAGGGGUUGAAAGGGAAGCAUGGCCAUAUUAGAGAGGAGCAGAUGGGGUUCACAGAAUGGGGAAUGUGAAAGAAUGGAGGAAUUGGGUAAGAUGCUUUGAGACUGCUGAAAGAUCAGAGGAAGAAAGUGGGGAAAUAAAAUAAGUGGGUCACACAUGAGAGAGGUGGGCUUCCCAUUCUGUGUUGUCCAGCAACAGCCAAUUCCAGUAGCCCUGAUGCCAUCGUUGUAGUCCAUCUUCUCUACUAAGAAGGAAGUGAUUGAUAUUUUAAGUUAUGCUAAAUGUACAAAAAAAGUACAACAAGGACUCGUCUUCUCUUUCUCUGAACAGAAGUGCUCCUAGGAUGUCAGGAAGAAGGUUUACUAGAUGAGAAAACAGAGAAGAAAAGAGUGCUGGGUAUUUUCUCCAGCUGCAUAUCUAAAAUGUCAUCAAACUUUGUGACAAACUGCCCAACUUACACUCCCUACCUUUUGAGUCAUGCCGGCUGACAGUGUCAGUAAACAUAGGAAAAAGAUGUCUUUUUCUGAUUCUUACUGUGUCAUCAGACAAACUGCAGGGACACAAAGAGUGAGUCUCCUUCAAGGGUCAAGAAGACUGUUGGGGAAGACCUGGGAUAUGGUUCCCAUCUCAUCCCUUCUCUCAUGCACGAUGCGCUUGACCUUGAACAAGUUGAUUAGUUCCUCUGGGUCUGUUCUUGACCAAAAGCACUAGGUUAUAUUAAGGUUCUUCCACUGCGAAUGUUCUCUGAGUCUCUUAGUUUGAAUGAAUAGAAAGACUGGAUCUGUUUACCCUGAGAGAGCUACCGCACCUUCCACCAUCACUUCUUUUGCUACACGUAACACCUGCAGCAAAACUGAGCCUGCUGUUUAUCUCCAAAGAUCUGGUGCCUCUGGCAUUUCGUCCAGCUGGCUAUUUACUUCCAGCCUCAAGGAAAGAUUUCUGUCUUGGCCUUGUCACUAGGGUAGACUGGAGCAACUGGGUCCAACAUCAUGGAGAAUGGCCAAGGACAUGAUUCCCUGGUCCCUGUUCACCCUCCAGGAUCAUACAGCUUCUUUAUCAAUUUGGGAGAUUCCAUUUCUUUUGGAAUUUUUCUCCCCUUUUAUAUUCCAAACUGGAAAUCUCCUUGCUACUUAAAAAUUCUAUUAUACAUGUAAUGCAUCAUGUUGUAAAUGUCCAAACAGUACGGAACAUCACCAGCCUUCUGCACCAUCCCCACAUUAAUCUCAUCUUUAAAAGUAACUACUGUUAAUAGUUUCAUGUUUAGCUUUCCAGACAAAUGAACAUACACGAACACACACACACACA